This is a messenger RNA of Lytechinus pictus (painted urchin), 7204 nucleotides long. RefSeq lists its product as uncharacterized. The record is from RefSeq and is a predicted model, not a curated record. Lineage: Eukaryota; Metazoa; Echinodermata; Echinoidea; Temnopleuroida; Toxopneustidae. Bases 334 to 2229 code for a protein of 631 amino acids. The transcript is spliced from 4 exons.
AUUGGAUUCGAUGCAUGAGAUGAAGAGUGGAGAGAAAACGUGCAUGCGAAUCCAAUGCAAUGUGCCGUGAAAACACAGUGCGGUGUGUGUAUGGCCUGUGUUGUGUUGUGUGUAUGUGCGUCUAGACUAGACAGUGUGUAAAGCACGGCUUAGAAUGUCGCACACUGGCCACCGUUAUAUACUUAUUGUAAAAAAUAUAUAGAACCUGUGCGCCGAUUUAUACAUUGCGGCAUGCAUGCACGGUACACGGUAGGCUAGCUUGUCGUGCAAACCAAAAUGGCAGGCAUCACUUUCAAAGACGUUAGCACGUAAAUAAUUUUAUAUUUUAACACGAUGCAUCAGGGAUCGGGGACAGAGGACCCUGUAAAAUGGAGUACGAGGUUGGUUUUGGCCUGGAUGAGGUCAUAUGACGAUAGCAGAGAAGAAGUAAAGAAGAAGAUUUUGGAAGUGGUCGAAACGAAUGAUAUCGAUGGGUUGACGCUGAAGCAGCUCAGAGCAGACAGCGAAGAGAUCCACACACUUUUUCCAUCUCUAAAAGAUCGACUAACAUUUAAAGCUAUGCUCAGGGACAUGUUCAAAGAUGCACGAUGUUCACAUUGCCAUAGCAACGGGGUAAUCAUUGGAAACACGUGUAACCAUGAUCCUCCAGCGCAGAAACCAACACAAGCCACGCCCCACAUACCACAACUCAGCUCCAAAACAAUUCACACCACUCAAACCGUAGCCAAUCACCGGAAUGCUGCAAGCCACACCCACAUUGAAGAGGCCAAUCACAAGCCGUCUAGUCAUGUGUCACGCACAUCACCGCUUUUGUCGCCACGCCCACAUACACUACCUCGCCAGGACUCAAAGGAAAAUACACAGAGUGUUCAUCCUGAUAACGGUCCACCCUCUAGCUCCCGAUCCAAGAUGCCCCCUCUUGCUGUUGCCAUGGUACCUAACGCACAACCCGUAAUAUCACCAAGAGAGCGCGAAUUAAACUCCGCACAAAUGCAUCGUUACAUACCUCCUCAAAGCAUCCAUGGCAACCAGAUGAUACCUCACGGUGGCCCUGCCGUCUCCUUCCCGUUUGCUCCUAUUGCCGGACAGUUUAAUGUUACUGUAGCCAAUCAGGCCCUUGCCGCAGCUCUUGCCGCACGAGCAUUGCCGCAUCAGCAACCGUAUCAGCAGCAUCAGCAAUCCAUUGUUCAUUGCACGGCUACAGCUACAACGGCCGGGUCCAGUCAGGCGUCAACCUCAAGACCAACAAUGCUCCCACCACCAAAUCACCACCACCACCACCGAACCAUAGCAGCGGCUCCUACCUCCGCCCCUCCACCUCCCCCACCAACCGUUACUCAACGCAUUGUCGAGAUUCUGUCUAAAGACGAUAAGGACCUGUCUGUCGCAUCUACCUCAACGUCCAGUCCUAGCGAACAUCCGCAGAACUCUCAAGAACCGACCUCAACCCAAGUCCCUGUCACCAUGCCGCUGAUAGGAAGUAGAGGGCGUCCCGCCACCAAGGGUGCCAUCCGCUCCGCCAAGAUCUCGCAGAAAUACAAGAAGAUUAUCCAACGGAUGAAGUCUGCUCACAAGCAAGUGAUCGAGAUCCCCUACCCCGCGCCCCUACCUAGCUUCUCCCAGCUUCUUAGGCAGCAGAUUGGACGAGGGAACAUCGCUAACUUCCGAUCGCGUUUUACAUACGAGUGCGCCCAGUAUUACAUGAGCCUCAACCCAACACCAAGCCAUACAGAGUAUCGUAACAUCAGCAAGACCAUCGUUGAGAACUUCCCAGUCCUGUCAUCUCCGGAUGAAGAUGUACCAUGGAGAAAGUUUAACAACCAACUCAGUCAAGCUAUCCGCAACAUCCGUCGUCAACUUCGUAGCGUGCCAAACUCCGGUUAUCCGCCUGCGCAGAAGCGUAAGUAUUGGCGAAAUCUUGCAUCACAGUUCAUGUGUAACACCCCCAAUGGGAUGACAUCACUAAGCCAGCUAACACAGCAACAGCAGGAGCAAUUAGGUCUCGUGGGGACGUCUGGUGAACACAGCAAUGACGACGAUGAUGAUGACGACGACGAUGAUGAUAACAUCAUUAUUCUGAAGGAAGAGGAUGAUGGUGAUGACGAUGAGAGGGGUGAUGGGAGAGAUGGAGAGAACGAUGGCGGCGAUGCGGACGAUGGACCCUACGAUGAUAGCGAUGAUGAUGACGACAGUGUAGUACCUGCUGAGUGGUCUAACAAGCGUGAAUAGAUCAUCUCGAUGAUGAUGACGACGAUGCAGUCUUGGCGCGUGUGUUGCCGUCAGAGCUACAUGGAUACAUACCUCCAUGGAAAGGUUUUCUAGAGUGUGGCUGACUUUCAGAAGUCAGAUCAAAUUUCAAACGGGUUUAAUCAACUUACGAAACUCGAAAGGCCUUUAUGUGCGCGGAUGAAUUAAGUUGAUUUAUUGUUUGCGGCGUACGAUAUACUAUAUACCUCAAAAAACUACGUGGACAUUUAUUUAGUUACGCGAUCUGCGAUCCGAGUACGCUGAUUUGGUAAACUUUCUUUGUUCCGUCAUCUGGCGGUGUCGCCGCUGCUUUGUAUAUAAUAAGUAUCGCAUUCAAAAAUUUGAAAAGAAAUGCUAAACUUUUUUUACGCAGCUUAGAAUUUUGCAGCUUGAAUAUUUUGUACAGUAUAGCCAAAUAUAUUAUUGUAUGAUAGUCUAAGUUAAGUACCUAUAUUAUUGUAGAGAAAGCUCAGCUGAUGUGUUAACUUGACAUGCUGCUAUAUUAUGAUGUCACAAAAUGUCUGCAUAUUUCAUUGCUGCUUUAAAUAUAUAAAAAACCGACGAAGCAACUGAUUUUUAUUCUUCAACGUUAUGAUGCACCUGAUUAUGUAAGUAUAGAUUGUAAAAAUUAUUUAAAAAGUAAUACACACUAAGUAGAUAUGGUUUCACAUACCUAAACAAAUAUACAAUCAUUUUUGUAAGUAUAAAACAUGGGUUUAUUUUGACCUGCGAUUAUUUUAUUUCCUGAAACCUGGAGCGUGGAAAAACUCCUCUUAAUACCAUAGUAAUUAUGCUGCAUUGUGGGAGAGCGCUUAAAAUCUUUUGACAAAGAAACUGAAAAGCGCUAUAAUAAGAAAGUAGUUUUAUUGUAAUCAUGGAAAUAUCACAUUAAGAUAUAUAUUUAAUGAUUUGUCUUCAGUUAUGACCAUGUAAAAUUUUAAAUGGUGAAUUCAAAUUAUUUUUCAUAGAAUUUUAGUCUUAUUUAUUAUUCUUGUACAGAUACAGGACAUCGAUGAAAGGACUUAAACUGAGAUGUUUUAAAAUGUUUGACUCUCACAAAACUCUUUAAUUCUCAAUUCAUCCAGUAUCUGCGAAUGAUGUUUUACUGAUUGACUUUUCAAAUAUUUGUGGCAACGUUUUAUUUUUCAGCGUUGCCUACGAAAAAUGUCAUUCAUUAUUGUCUACAUCUAUAUUGAAACAUACUGCUAAGUAUUCGGGUAAUUGCUACACAUGUAACGCAUCUCGGGCCAUUUUAAUCUCACCACAUACAGUAAUACUGAAUCAGAUAUAGACAUCUAAAAAUAACCGCUAUAUAGGCUCUAUUGCUUGCGGGGACAUUGCUGUCUGUUGGUGUUUUUAAGUCGAUGUAAAUUUUGUCAUUUGAUUUGAAUUGAAACAAAGCAUAAUUAUUUUAUUUUAAAGUCGAUGUUCUUAUGUGUAACCAUUAUCGUUCAAAAGGGGCAAAUUUAUGCGUUCGCGAACAUGAAAUAUUUUACACUUGAGUUUGAUUUUUUUUCAUGAGCUCUUAUGUCUAAUCGAAAAAAAAUAGUUUCAAAAUAGAAAAGGGUGUGUUUUUCUUCCCUUUAUCCCGUAGUUAGCAAUGUCCUGUUGUUUUACUUGUUAAACGUGUACUUGACGUAUUGCGAGUUACGAUUUUGAUGGUUUAGCAAGUUAUGUACUCAGAAUGCGAAAAAUAGAGAUAUCUAAUGCCACGUUUCGCCGGCUUCUGGCAAAAAGGAGUAAAAUGGCUGAAAAUAUACCUGAAACAUCGCUAAAAUAGGGUUCAAAUUUUGUGUUGUUUCAUGAUAAUAUUCACACACUUGAAUACAGAGUGACAACACUGGGCACAGCAGUAUAUAUAAUGACAUCGCCAACACUAUAAAAAAUAUUGGGUAAAAUGUUUACCACCACGAGGGUAAUUACAUGUAUGUAUCCAAUCAAUUUCGGGCAGUAUUUUACCCAAUGCAGGAAGCAUAUUGUCCAGUAAAGUUUAAAAAAAAUAAGCAGCAAUUACUAUAGAAUGGGCAAAAUUUUCAUCACACUGGAUAAAUAAAAAUGCCAAAAAGAAAUGCCCAAUGUUGGUUGGACGCAUAAUUACCCCCAUGGAGCACUUCUACCCAAUAUUUUUUAAAGUGUUUAAAAGAUAAUGCUUGGCUGUUGCAAUGGUAUAAUGAACAUUACCAGUCAAAAUCACACCACAUAUUAUUGCAUCCACUACAUUAUAUUAAACAUGUUAUAACAAAUAGAAAUUGCUCAUUAAAGCUACCGAUCGGGGUUGUGAUUGGCUAACUUGUCGUAGGUUUUAUGAAACUAGACCAAGAUGCCAGAGUUUUGAAUUGAAACAUCCACAUUUUAGAAGAAAAAAUAUAACUAUUUAAAAUUCAUAAAAGACAUAAUGAUUUAUGAUAGUUUUCUUUGUUUUAGAGAAUUUAAUGUAAACCGUAUGAAAUUGAUGAACUUUAUAUGUAGGCCAGUGAGGCAGGAUACAAGUAAGAAUAAGAUUUCAGCUGAUGAUUGAUGUGACAGUUUGACAAGUCAUAUUUCAUGUGAAUCGACAAGGGAAAAUGCUGCGGAAACGUUGAUAUAUGCUGCCUGAAUGUAUAUACGUUCUUUAGUAGAAAAAGGUAAUCGUUUACAUUUAUAAUAUUCAUUUAUGUGUUUGAUGUUUUUUUUUUAUGCUUGCAACCGUAGCGAUUUUGGAUUUGCUAAUUUUUCUGACGAUUGUUGCAAAUGCUUGCGAUAUCAUUAUAUUCAGUCUAUUUGCGAAUUGUUUUUUUUUUAAGGAACAAAAUAUUGUUUGCAAAACGUUCGACGCAUAAUUUACUCAGUUGGUCGACAUAAGACCCUUGUGAUCACGUGGUACGAUUUUUUUUUGCGAAGCUCUGACGAUCCCAAAUUUCCUACGUUCGCAAGCAUUUGUCGUGUAGUGAGAUACCAUUUUUAUAUUCUGAAUCAACAUUUUUAGUUUUCAAUAAUUUUCACUUAAAAUGGACCGAGUUUUAUUGUUGAAAAUUUUAAGGUAUCAUGAGUAACGACACAGAUUAAUAUCUGUACCUCAAUGUCAACGGUUUUACGAAAUUUCGUAUUGGUAGAUCAUCAGUUCUGCUGGCCAUUCGUUUUCAAUUAUCUCUUCAUACAAAUAUACAUAAAUCACCGCUGCAUUUUGCCAACAAUCAUUCAUAUAAUGCAAUUUUUUUAAAUUAAAUAUAUGCUAAAUUUUGAUUUGAAACUUUGCUACAAAUAUAGAUAAGCAUAUCACUCUUUUUCCAUUCUCUUCUAUUUCUAUGUCUUUGUAUUUUGCUGCAUCAAAUUAUUGUGUAAAUAUUUUGUAAAUAUAAAAAUCUUUUGUACUCAUUAAGCUACACUAUACCUGCAGCUGUUUACCUCAUGUAGUCAUUUAACCUUUUUCUUUUUUCUUUUUUUCUUCAUCUACUUGCUUUCUUUUUGACUCUCGUAUAUCUCGUAUUAUACCAUAUUCGUAGUAUUUGUUGAAGUCAAAUCAUAUUUGAAGUUGUUUGAUAUAUUUGUUCAUAAAAUUGGUCUGUAAAGAUAAUGUAUAAUUUAGAUACAAAUCGUCAUAAUUUAUAUAGUCUUGUUAUCUGACAAAGUAUUAUUGUUCUUAUUUUCAUUUUGAGUUGGAUGAAAAAUCUGUACAGGGAUUGAGUUUAAAAAGGUUAAGAUAUUUGCAUGGGCGAUACCAACCCUUAAAGUGUUAUAUAAAUAUCGAAUUUGGUUACAUUACAGACGAAUAUUAUUAUAUUUCGGAAACAUUGCAAACGUACGGUUUGAAACCUAUGUGCCGUGUGUCUAUCGACCUUUUAAAAUAAUUUGAAUCUGUAUCGAUACCUGCAUUUGUGAACGUAUAAUUUCCAUAUUUCAUUAUGAUGGUUGGUUUCACUUAUUAAAGACGAAGAUGAGUUAAAAGAAUGAAACGUUUUAAAGAACGGAACAUGUUUUAAGUUUAAACACCUCACUAUCAAGAGGCAAAUGUUACAUAGUGUCAUUGGUAUAUUAUUCUACACAUCUUGUAUUUAUUCUCUGAAAGAAAGAGAGCAGUGCAUUUGCUUAUUUUUAUUUCUUUAUUUUUUACACGAAGGUAAUAUUCGGAUUUUUUUUUGUCGUUGGUAAUUUGAUAGUUUAUGAUCUUCUCAAACUAUUUCCGGUAUCUUAAAAGGUGCUAUUUUUUCAGUAUGCAUGCAGGGAUUUGAAUAACGUAAAUAUAAUUUACAUCAGGAUUUUAAUUUAAAAAAAAUAUAUACCUCGGAGGCCCUUACUAUUAUUUAUGUUAUAUGAACAUUGUACAUGGAUGGUCAUACUCGAGCCGCGAUAGAACAAGUGUAUGCGGGUCCAGGGCGCACAAUUGGCGCAGCCCCCCCCCCCCCCUUUCCAAAAGUACUCUACUCCCCUGUAGUGUUCCUACUCCUCUCUGAUUUGAAGCGCCCUCUUUUGACGCGGGGAUGGAUAUGCGUCCCCUUUUUAAUGAAUAUUUUAUGGGGCUUGACAACUUUGUAGUUGCGAAAUUAAGGUAUUUUUGGCAGACGUAACCCUCUUUUUUUUACCUGUAAAAACCAAAUCAAUAUUUUUUUUUCCAUGUGCACCCCUCUCAUUUAUUAAAUUCUGUAUCCACCCCUCUGGUGAAAAGAUGACUUAACCCAGUAAAGUCAUAAAAAAAGAAAUCUCCAUCGUUAUUAAGGUGAUUGAUAUUGAUGUCUAUAAUUUUGUAUGAUUGAUAUUUCUUCAUGGAAGGUUUUCCUCGUAAAUUGCUGCAUUUUUAUUUUGACCUUUGACAUUGUUUUGAUUUAAAUUUGUAAUCCGCGCAGCUCAUUGCUCGAAGCAGUUGAUUGAUUGAUAGAAAUUGAAGAAAGAUAUGAUUACUUAAAUUGUGUUAUUAUGUAUAAAAAAUGUUCUAUUACAUUGUAUUUGGCAGCUCUAUGAAUAAAGUUUACUGGUGAAAUAA